Molecule: messenger RNA, 462 nt
Organism: Rotaria sp. Silwood1
Lineage: Eukaryota; Metazoa; Rotifera; Eurotatoria; Philodinida; Philodinidae
Source: the annotation of a GenBank genome assembly
AUGGCACAGAAGUCCCCAUCGAAAUUUAUUUUACUUCAUCCAAUUGAAAAUCAUCGUACGACAUGUCAGAAAACAAAAAAUUCACCAUUAAAUACAACACAAAAUAUUAGUACUAAUACUGAUAAUAUACAAUUGAAUCGUGAUAUAUCUACAAAUACACCUAAUUAUGCUGAACAAAUGGCUAAAGCAUUAGAUAAUGGUAAUGCUGCUGAAGAAAUUGUUCAAAUGCUUAUGCAAAAUGAAGCUUCUGAAUCUUAUUGGAAACUAAUGACCGAACGACGAAAAGAAGCUAUUGAAGAAACAAUUGUUGAAAAUCAACAAUUACAUAAUCUUAUUGAUGAUUUGAGUAAAGAAAAUGAACAACUUCGUAUUUUGUCUGGUCAUUGUGAUUACUUACAAAAUGUUCUCAAUUCGUUUACUAAUGAACAUGAUAGUCUUCUUGAUGAUAGUUCAACCAAUUGA